ACAUUCAGAUCUUUCUCAAGCACCAGACUCAGAGAUAAGAAGCGGUUGCAUUUAUGUUGACUGCGGAAUUUGGUCACCGAACGACAUCGACUGGAAUUUUGACCAGAAGAUCAGGCCUUCAAGCUUCAGGCCCAGGGCUACAAAUGGUAUGCUUCCUUCCUUUCCUCCUAUGUUCAAGAAUAUUGCUGCAAAUUGAAUGACCGUGAAAAUGCCAAUGACUCGGAAAUGUGGGGCGAAGAGCUAAGAUCCUGGUGAAAGGAGUCCUAUGCCCAGCUUGAGUCGGAGAAUUGUUGUGCAUGAGCUUCCGAGGACAAACAAAUAUACUGUUUUGCUCACAACUGUCACCGAAGCAUGGCUGAACGCACGAAUUCUAACAUGUUAUUCGCUAAUUUUAACCAGGAUUUUUCCUGCAUCUCUGUAGGGACACGGAAGGGCUACAGUAUCACCAAUUGUGACCCAUUUGGACGCGUUUAUACUAUGAAUGAUGGUGCAAGGGGAAUUGUGGAAAUGCUAUUUUGCACGUCUCUCAUCGCGCUAGUGGGCGCUGCGGAUCAACCUCAGUCUAGUCCGCGAAAACUGCAGAUUGUGAACACCAAACGCCAUUCCAUGAUCUGCGAAUUGCUUUUUCCAUCUUCUAUCCUUGCCGUUAAACUGAACCGGAAAACCCUCGUAAUUGUCCUAGAGACCGAAAUAUACAUUUAUGAUAUCUCGAACAUGAGAUUACUUCAUGUUAUUGAAACCACGCCCAAUCCAGAAGCAAUAUGUACUCUAUCUCCUUCCGCCGAUAGCUCCUACCUUGCGUAUCCUUCACCUGUUCCAUCUCCGGCGACACCUGGCACUUCAGCGAUAAACUCUGUACCUUCCUCAUCAUCUAACGCUGCACCACAGUCCGGAGAUGUGCUUCUCUUUUCCACCCGCUCACUCACCGUCGCCAAUGUCAUCCAAGCACAUAAAUCUCCAAUCUCAUUCCUUUCUAUCAAUUCGACGGGAACUCUCCUCGCUACCUCAUCCGAUAAAGGAACUGUCAUUCGUGUUUGGACUAUUCCUGGUGCAGAAAAGCUAUAUCAGUUUCGUAGAGGAACACGAGAGGCGAAGAUAUACUCCAUGAACUUCAAUUCCGUGUCGACCCUGCUAGCUGUUAGUUCCGCCCAUGACACAGUACAUAUCUUUAAGUUGGCCCGCGGGAAGGAAGGCUCAGGUUCUACCAAUGGGAAAUUGUCUAGCCCCUCUCCGUCAUCAGAUUCUGUGGACACUGUCGAGGGUGGGGUCGACGGAGGUUAUGAGGCGUUUAUCGAAAAGAAAAAGAAUGGAGGUGUCUCGUCGAGCUUGCGGAAGCGAUCAUUGCAAGUGACCAAGACACUCUCGCAUUCAAUGGGUGGAUAUUUACCAAAUACGCUCACGGAAAUGUGGGAACCAUCACGAGACUUUGCUUUUUUGCGGCUCCCGACGAGUGGUGCUCGGUGCGUGGUGGCCUUGAGCGGAACAAUGCCACAAGUCAUGGUCAUUUCGUCUGAAGGCUACUUCUACUCGUAUAAUAUCGAUUUAGAGAACGGAGGGGAGUGUUCGUUGAUGAAGCAGUACAGGUAAUUGAUCGGUUUUCCAUAGUUCGUGCUAUCUCACCCAAUCCGCCUAAAUUCAGCUUGCUCGAUUCAGGUGAUGACUCAUCAGGGCUAGCAGAGUAACAUUUAUCUCUUCCUCAUUCUUAUGGCGUUUUUAUGAGAUACCUUAUGCUUACGAUGUUAGUACAUAAUGCUUGUGUUCACUGGUACAGACUUUGGGAAUUGGACGAACGAAGUUGGAUUGUGUUUGUAAUCUUUGAUAGUACGGUAUCGCGGCAUUAGCUUUAUAGCCCCAGCUUCUAUAAUGUUCUUUCCCCUUGCUUCCUUUCAAUGAUUAUUUCGAUUCAUUGUGUUCUAGGGGAUGCGUACCCGGCUCUCAUAAUACAGACUCUACCUAG
Messenger RNA from Lentinula edodes (shiitake mushroom), 1957 nucleotides. RefSeq names its product WD40-repeat-containing domain protein. Gene Ontology annotation, molecular function: phosphatidylinositol-3,5-bisphosphate binding; phosphatidylinositol-3-phosphate binding; protein binding. The record is from RefSeq and is a predicted model, not a curated record. The transcript has 7 exons. Bases 352 to 1587 code for a protein of 411 amino acids. Gene Ontology annotation, biological process: nucleophagy; protein localization to phagophore assembly site; autophagy of mitochondrion. Gene Ontology annotation, cellular component: fungal-type vacuole membrane; extrinsic component of membrane; cytosol. Lineage: Eukaryota; Fungi; Basidiomycota; Agaricomycetes; Agaricales; Omphalotaceae.